Molecule: messenger RNA, 1692 nt
Organism: Anthonomus grandis grandis
Lineage: Eukaryota; Metazoa; Arthropoda; Insecta; Coleoptera; Curculionidae
Exons: 5
Coding region: 123-1580 (485 amino acids)
Source: RefSeq, a predicted model, not a curated record
AGUGCACCAGCACACCCCUCUCAAUCCCUCAUAACAUCGAAAAAAAACGUCACAAAAUUCCCGUGUCAAAAUGUCAUUAUCGAUUCACAAAAACCAUCCCAACUAACCGAUCCCCGAGUAACAUGAACAGAAAUGAGGCUCUAUCGCAAAGCUCCUUACUACAAGACAUGAUCCGGGUGAAGAAGUUACGGUUCAAAGACCUCGAGGAGCGAAAACUAAAACCGCACAUCACCAAGGAGUAUUUGAAACGUCGCGCGAACUUCGAGGAGUUCAAGGCGGUUUAUGGUGACUGUGGCGGUAGUACCAGGGGCGGGGGUGGAGGAGGAGGAGGAGGAGGUUCCACGGCGAAGCAAGACCUCCACAAAACGAAAUCGGGGAGUCUGUGUAAGGUGCCGAGGGUGAACGGUAGGCCCGAGCAUGUGGAAACUGUUAAUAUCGAGUUGCCUUUACACUACGGAGGAGAUCGUGCCGUUCAAAUAAUCGAAAACAAAAUCAAACCGAAACGAGCCUCAUCACAUCUGCCGAAGGUGCACCGGGAGGUAACCACCGAGACACAAGAAAAACCGAAAAAAAGCGUAAAAAUCGUGGAAACUUUGAAAACCAUCGAGGAAAAACUGGAAAACGAAAGCGAAACCGUCAUAAGCGACAAACAGUUGAAGGAGAUCGAGAAACAUUUGAGCAUGAGAAAGGAGAGGUGCCAGAAGAACCUCCCCAAGCCACCAAUACCGAAACUUUCGAAAAAACGAACUGGGAGUAACGGGAAACUGAUGUCCACCCUAUCGAGCAUCAAUGAAAAGCUGAAAAUCAUGCAAGACAAGUACUUUAAAAUCCAAUAUAAGACGGUCAAUGACUGUUUCACCCAAAGUGGCAACGUGGAGGUUUUCUUUGAAAAUAAACAUUUCGAAAACGAGCACCUGAAUAUUGAACAACCAACGGAAGUAUGGGAGGAGUCAAAAACGCGACAGGACGAUUUGUUCCCGGAAUUCCCGCAAAUCGAGGACACCCUCAAGCAGAUCGAGAACCAUUUGGAGGAUAUUGCCAAGGAAGAGGAGGAGGAGGAUGAGGUGGAAAAGGAUGGAGAGGGUGAUGAGUUUGGAGGAAUGUGGAGAGGGGAUGGUUUGGAGAAGAUGUUGGAUGAGCAGGACCCAAUAGAAGACACCUUAACAAAAGAAAUCCUAAAAACGCAAAACAAGUUAAAAACCCAAAAACUGAAAACCAUCUCCCACCAAAUCGACCACGUGGAAAACUUCUACGAGAAAAUCGCAUCGAUCGUGAACGACGAAUCGUCCAUUGCGUCGGUAGAUUUGGGACCACAACAAGAAAAAACCAACCCAAAAUCGACCCACAUAGAGGGCCCAGACCUGGAAUCGUCCAUAAAGAAAUCCAACUAUCUAUCCAGGGACCUGGAACGGUACGACGACUCGACGGUGAAAAUCUUUUCGGAUAACAAGAGAUCGUUUUGGCGGGAUCGUUUGAGGGAAAUCCGGGAACAGAAGGAGUACAGCGUCGAGAGUGUGACGAAGAUGAUCGACGCCUUAAAGGUCACCCUGGAGGAGUCCAUAUAUGAGCCGGUGACGUAACAGGUUUUCAGGGAGGGACUGUUUUUCUUUUUUUUUUGUAAUGUAAUGGGUAGUUUUAUGUCGUCACGAUAGGAGGGAUAAUAAACGAGUUGUUUUUUAUUUAAUAAUAAAA